CGAGGAAGUAGGGAGAGACCUGUUCAUAGACGGACUCCGCAACCGAACAAUAAGGGCGAAGCUGCGAAAGCAGUUUUCCCCCAUCAAUCACACGCUACAGCAGAUCAUGGCCGCCGCAAAAGAAAUGGAACGGAAGUUCGCGGUGAACUUCCUGGAAGGAGAAGACUACUCUAGGGAAGGAGAUUCAUCCGAGCUCAUAAGAGCCAGAGCUGAACUAGCUGCGCCGCAGAACAAAUUUGAAAACAUGGGGUUUGUGUCAGGUCAUGUCACCUACAUGGAACAGAUAGCCCCUAAACGACCAGUUCCAAGUGAGAUCCCGAGUGUCCCUGUCCCUGUAAUGUCAACGCCUGUAAGAACGGCACCCCCGCCCCCAGUCGAGACUCUCGUACCAUCGAAUGAAUCAACUGCCAUACUUGAGCUGACCAAAACUUUGGUUAGUCUCAUUCAGGAAAGCAAAAAGGAGCAGCGAGUGCACAAUGCUUGGUUGGAAGCCAUGAUGAGGAACAUGCGGCCCAUUGCAGUGCGUGCCCCUCCGAUUCAGCAAGGGUUAGCCCCGACACCCACUCUUGGAGGAGUCGCAAGCAAUUUGAACGUCUGUUAUGCAUGUCAUCAACCUGGGCAUCUAGCACGUGAUUGCCCUCACAGGCCUCCGCAACAACGUGUCGGGGUCGUGCCGAUGGCCGCGGCCCCCAUCGCUAACGGACCAGGACGAGUAAGAGCUUUGAUGGAAGAAGUAGAAGGUGGGGGAAGUGCCUUAGCCACCAUGGAAGAAGCCGCCGAGCUAAUUCCGUUAGAUCAGUACGUAUCACUUGGUUAUCCCGGGCUUGGAAUGAUCGGAACGAUCAGACCAGCACAAGAACUGAAAGAGGUGGUGGAGUGGCGACCUUCCACAAGAGAAAUGGAGUCGGGAGGACCCACCUUCGUCACUGGGGAAAUCGAUGUGCUUAACAUCGUUCGAGCCUUGGACCAUCAGAUUCCGCUUCCGAUCGGUCAUUUGCUUUCGAUCUCGGAACAAGCUAAUGAGCAAAUGCUACAUCACUGCAAGGCGAACCGAAAACGAUUCGCCCUCGCUCGAAUACCGAAUCGAGAAAUGAACAUGACAUUCCAGAACUUCGUUAACAAGACGCGGCUAACACAGGGGAUGAUCAACUUCUGGGUGAUCGUGUACAUGGACGAUAUCCUUGUCUACUCAGAGACCUAUCACGGCCACGCGCAACACAUCGAGUGGACAUUGGGAGCGCUGAGAGACGCUGGGUUCAAGAUCGCGCUUUUUCUCUCGGAAAUUUCAUUCUUGGGCGACAUCGUGACACGUGGAGGACUGCGGUCGGACUCAAGAAAGGUUGCGGCGGAUUUCACCAAGGAAGAUCGAAGGAGGGCCAACGAGAGGGCUCGGGAUUACAGAUGGAUAGAGGGCAGAUUAGAAAAACGGAAAACAGACGGCAGUGGGAUUUGGAUGGUUGUACUGCAUCCAUUCAUGAGGUAUGACUGGGUUAAAACGGCACAUGAAGAAACUGCAGCUCAUUUCGCCGUGCGGAUUACGGAGUCGGCUAUCGACAAAAAUGAGUGGUACUGGUCCAAUAUCCGCGAUGAUGUGAAGUACAUCGUCGCCAACUGUCAAUUUGCGCGGGCUCCUACUCUCUCCUACCGUGUUAAGGAGAACAGUGCGCCGCUAUUGAGCGAGGAGAAGUGGGACAAGUGGUGGGAGGACUAUAUUGAGCUCGCUUUCUGUCUAUUGGAGAUAGAGUUCUGCUGGUCAGAAGUGGCCCCGUUCGGAGAAGGACCAGAGCACCCGGAAGACAACGUGGAGCUUCUGAUCAUCCAAGCCUGGAGAACAGCGGAGCAAGGCGACCUGCUAGGAAUCGUAUUCAGGAAGGUGGAGGAGGGCAAUCUCACCUUGAUCACGGACGAGUUGCUGGUGUUUCUGACUCAGCUGGUGGACGAUCUGCCCCUGGAUAUCUUGUCACGAAGUGACAAGCAGCCUGGCACCCACGUGCUGUCUCGAACGCUCGAGCCGCACCUUGUGUGCUCCACGUGUACGAAGAUUGACGAGGACAACUGUCUCUACCCCUCCCAGGCGCUUUACUUGGAGAUCGACAUUACCGAUCUCACAUUUUGGGACCCGAUCGCAAGAAGAAACGCGGCGCAGGACGAGGAGAUAGGGGAAGCAGAGGAAGAGGAGGAAGAAGAGGAGCCAUCAGGCGAAGAACAGGACGAUCCAGGCUACGUAUCGGAAAGAGAAGCGGAGUUGGAGUACGAAGGAUUCGAGGCCGAGGUGCGCGCAGCGGCCCGAGAACGAGCGCAAGAACAGAGGAAACGGAAGCGCCAGGAGACUGCGCAGGGAAAGUGACCCACGAAAAACAUUUCCCUUGUCGAUCCGUCGAUCGGGGACCCGU
Chara braunii is the source of this 2393-nucleotide messenger RNA. Lineage: Eukaryota; Viridiplantae; Streptophyta; Charophyceae; Charales; Characeae. The record is from the annotation of a GenBank genome assembly.